This is a messenger RNA of Capsaspora owczarzaki ATCC 30864, 5220 nucleotides long. RefSeq names its product carbamoyl-phosphate synthase large subunit. The record is from RefSeq and is a predicted model, not a curated record. Gene Ontology annotation, molecular function: ATP binding; carbamoyl-phosphate synthase (glutamine-hydrolyzing) activity; metal ion binding. Lineage: Eukaryota; Filasterea; Ministeriida; Capsasporidae. The coding region runs from base 67 to 5037 and encodes 1656 amino acids. The transcript has 3 exons. Gene Ontology annotation, biological process: L-glutamine metabolic process; 'de novo' pyrimidine nucleobase biosynthetic process; L-arginine biosynthetic process. Gene Ontology annotation, cellular component: carbamoyl-phosphate synthase complex; cytoplasm.
CGUCCUCAUUUCCACCCCUCGGUCCCACCAACUUUCAUUCAUUGGUCUCUCUUUGUGUGUGUGUGAAUGCUUACCAUCGGAUCAGGUCGUGGCCUGGCGCGCGCUGCGACAAGUGCGCUCGCCGCUCGCUCCUCGACGACUCAGUCCGGCGCCACUGUGGUGAAACCGCAAUCGCCCUGCACUCCCUUGCACGCCUCCAGCGCUGCUGCCGUCGCUGCUGCCUGCUUUAGCACUGCCACUGCGCUGGCUCGCAGCAAUAGCAGCAGCCUGGCUGCUCGCUUUGCCGCCCGCAACCGCAACCGGCUCUCGUCCAUCGGUCGGGCGACCUCCUCUGCGGCGUCGGGUGUGUCCGCCUUAUCGUACUCGUCCUCGGCGGUCGUUUCCGUCUCCACCGUCCCCACCAUCAUGCAGAAAUCAAACGCAACCCUCGUCCUCGACGAUGGAAGCUCAAUCUCGGGCGUCUCGUUCGGCGCACCCGUCUCUGGAUCUGGCGAAGUUGUCUUUUCAACCGCCAUGGUUGGAUACCCGGAAUCCCUCACAGACCCGUCCUACAGCGGCCAAAUCCUCGUCAUCACCCAACCGCUUGUGGGCAACUAUGGCGUGCCCUCGAUGGAGCGGGACCAGUUCGGUCUGCUCAAGAACUUUGAGUCGGACAAGAUUCACGUUUCCGGCGUGAUUGUGUCGGAUUACGCGGCACAGCACUCGCACGAGACCGCGGUCGAGUCGCUUCAGCAAUGGCUCGUUCGCAGCGGCGUGCCCGCCAUUUCGGGCGUUGACACGCGCGCUUUGGUCAAGCGGUGCCGCGACCAUGCCACAUUGCUCGGCAAGAUUGUCCACGACAGCGUCGACGCAAGCAGCGUGCCCUUCAUCCACCCUGGGCACACCAACCAAAUCGCCCUCGUCUCGCGCAAGAGCUCUGUGCUGUACAACGAGUCGGGCGAUGUCACGGUGCUCGCCGUCGACUGCGGCAUCAAGACCUCCAUCAUUCGGUGUCUUGCUGAGCAAGGCGCUCGCGUCAAGGUUGUGCCGUGGGACCACGACAUUCUGAACGAAGAGUACGACGCCCUCUUUUUGAGCAACGGCCCCGGCGACCCGCUCCACGCCGAGCCGCUCAUCAACCAGGUUCGCACACUGAUUGCCAAGGCCACCUCCACCGCGGCCAACGGCGUCAAGCCCAUCUUUGGCAUUUGCAUGGGCAACCAGAUCAUUGGCCGCGCUGCUGGCUUGAGCACCUUCAAGAUGCGCUACGGCAACCGCGGUCACAACGUGCCCGCAGUCCACCAGUUCACUGGCCAGUGCAUCAUCACGAGCCAAAACCACGGCUAUGCCGUUUCGGACGAGAGCCUUGCACAAAACACCCAAUGGAAGUCGCUCUUCCGCAACGCCAACGACAACACCAAUGAGGGUCUUGUCCACGUGAGCGCACCCAUUGCCUCUGUGCAAUUCCACCCAGAAGCCGCUGGCGGUCCUCUGGACUCCACCUACCUCUUCAAGGACUUUGUCAGCGCCGUCCGUGCCUCCAAGAGCUCUGGCGUGCUCGAGCAAUGGGCGGCCACCCAGUCGCUCAUGCACUGCAUUCGCCCUGGCACCACCUCCGCCACGACGUCGACCUCCGCGCUGCCCAUGGACUUGGCCGCCAAAUCGGUCUACUUCCCCAAGCCGUCCAAGCCCACCAACAUUCGCAAGGUCCUCGUUCUCGGCUCUGGCGGUCUGUCCAUCGGACAGGCUGGCGAGUUUGACUACUCUGGCUCGCAAUGCAUCAAGGCCCUCAAGGAGGAAGGCGUCCAAACCAUCCUCCUCAAUCCCAACAUUGCGACCAUCCAGACUGGCAGCGAUCUGGCCGACGCCGUCUACUUUUUGCCCGUCAACGUCGAGUAUGUCGACCAUGUCCUCCGCAAGGAGAAGCCCGACAGCAUCCUGCUCACGUUUGGCGGCCAAACAGCGCUCAACACUGGUGUCGAGUGUGAGAAGGCUGGCGUCUUCACCAAGCAUGGCGUCCGCGUCUUGGGCACUCCCAUCACCACUCUGAUCACGUCCGAGGAUCGCGAUCUCUUUGCCAAGGCCCUCGGCCAGAUUAACGAGCCGGUGGCCGUCAGUCAGGCUGUUUCCACCGUCGAUGACGCGCUUGCUGCUGCGGCAUCGAUUGGCUACCCCGUUAUCAUCCGCUCUGCAUUCGCCCUUGGUGGCCUCGGUUCUGGCUUUGCCGACACUCCCGAGCAGUUGUCCGAGAUGGCAACUCGCUCACUUUCGCUCGCCCCUCAAAUCCUCGUCGAGCGCUCCAUGAAGGGCUGGAAGGAAGUCGAGUACGAGGUCGUCCGAGACGCCGAGAACAACUGCAUUACUGUCUGCAACAUGGAAAACUUUGACCCGCUUGGCAUCCACACUGGCGAUUCAAUCGUCGUGGCUCCAUCCCAGACCUUGACUGACAAAGAGUACCACUCGCUGCGUGCCGCUGCUAUUCGCAUCAUUCGCCACCUCGGCGUUGUUGGUGAAUGCAACGUGCAGUACGCGCUCAACCCCAAGACGAGCGAGUACUGUGUGAUUGAAGUCAAUGCCCGCUUGUCUCGCUCGUCUGCCCUUGCUUCCAAGGCCACUGGCUAUCCCCUUGCGUUUGUCGCCGCCAAGAUUGCCCUCGGCCACUCGCUCCCUACUCUCCGCAACUCUGUCACCCAAACAACCACCGCCUGCUUUGAACCCAGUCUCGACUACAUUGUCUGCAAAAUCCCGCGUUGGGACUUGACCAAGUUUGAUCAUGUUUCCCGCGAGAUUGGCUCGUGCAUGAAGUCUGUCGGUGAGGUCAUGGCCAUCGGUCGCACAUUUGAGGAGGUCAUCCAGAAGGCCCUUCGCAUGGUCGAUCCCUCGGUGGACGGUUUUAUGAGCAAGAACUUUACCGACGAGCAAAUUCCCAAGCUGCUCUCUCGUCCCACCGACCAGCGCAUCUUUGUCAUCGCCAACGCAAUGAAGCACAAGGGCUACACUGUCGACCAGAUUUACGAUUUGACCAAGAUUGACAAGUGGUUCCUGCACAAGCUCGACAACAUUGUCACAACUGAGCGCGCGGUCGGAGAGUUCAACACGGUCACCAGCAUCGAUGCCCACACCAUGUCGGUUGCCAAGAAGCUCGGCUUUUCUGACAAGCAGAUUGCCAAGCUGCUGCCUUCCGCCGCGACCGGGCCCGUCACCGAAAUCCAAGUUCGCCAGCAUCGCAAGUCGCUCGGCGUCACGCCCAUUGUCAAGCAAAUCGAUACGCUUGCCGGCGAGUUCCCCGCCCAAACCAACUACCUCUAUGUUACCUACAAUGCUUCUGUCCACGAUGUCGAGUUUGGCAGCCAGCAGCAGUCUGCCAAGUCCGCCCAACCCGCCGUCAUGGUUCUUGGCAGCGGCAACUAUCGCAUUGGAUCCAGUGUCGAGUUUGAUUGGUGCGCUGUCAGCUCUGCCCGCGCCCUCCGCAAGAUGGGUCGUCAGACCAUCAUGGUCAACUACAACCCGGAGACUGUUUCCACCGACUAUGACGAGUGCGACCGCCUGUACUUUGAAGAGAUUUCCCUCGAGCGUGUGUUGGACAUUUACGACCUCGAGCAACCCACUGGUGUCAUUGUUUCCAUGGGCGGCCAGGUUCCUCAGAACAUUGCCCUUCCUCUGUACGAGAACGGCGUCAAGAUUGUUGGAACCAGUCCGCUGCAGGUCGACAUGGCCGAGGAUCGCAACAAGUUUUCGACCUUGCUCGACAGCAUUGGUGUCGAGCAGCCCGAGUGGAGCCGUCUGUCCUCGAUGCAAGACGCCCACGCUUUCAGCCAACGUGUCGGCUACCCCGUGCUCGUUCGCCCCUCGUAUGUGCUCAGCGGUGCUGCCAUGAACGUUGCCUACUCGCCCGCCGACCUCGAGCGCUUCCUCGGUGACGCCGUGGCCGUCUCUCCUCUGCAUCCCGUCGUCAUCACCAAGUUUAUCAACAGCGCCAUGGAAAUCGACAUUGAUGGUGUUGCCCGCAACGGCGAGCUGCUCUCCUACGCUGUUUCCGAGCACGUUGAAAACGCCGGCGUGCACUCUGGCGACGCAACGCUUGUGCUGCCCUCGCGCGACCUGACCGCCACUUCGCACGCCUCUCUUCUCGACAUUGCUCGCAAGAUUGCUGUUGGCCUCAAGAUUACCGGUCCCUUCAACAUGCAGGUCUUGGGUGAGCGCUCGACCGACGGCUCGCCCAUCCGCUUUAAGGUCAUUGAGUGCAAUCUGCGCGCCUCGCGCAGCUUCCCUUUCGUCUCCAAGACGCUUGGCGUCAACAUGAUCGAUAUGGCAACGCGCGCCAUGGUCGGCGAGCCGGUUGAACCCAUUUCCUCCAACCUGCUCAACUGGACUCUGGAAACUGCCCGGGCUUGCGGCUACCAGGCUGUCAAGGUGCCACAAUUCUCCUUCACCCGUCUGGCUGGCGCCGACCCCAUGCUUGGCGUUGAGAUGGCCUCGACUGGCGAGGUUGCUUGCUUUGGAAAGGACAAGUACGAAGCGUACAUGCAUGCCCUCAUGUCCACGAACGCCUUCCGCCUGCCCAAGAAGGCCGCGUUUGUGACGAUGGACAAUCUGACCGACACGUUUGACGUGGCUCGUGUGAUUAAGCAGCUUUCUGCCUAUGGCCUCAAGCUGUACGGCACAGCUCAAGCAGCCGAGUCUGCUCGCUCUGUCGGUGUUGCCAACAUGGAGGUCUUUGACACUGCCAGCUCGCUUGACGCGCUUCGCUCGCAUGUUCUUGACGGCUCGAUCGACUUGGUCGUGAAUCUGGCUGAAAUCCGCGCUGAAGGCGUUACUGACGUUAACUACCGCAUCCGUCGUAUGGCUGUCGACCACAAUGUGCCGCUCGUCACCAACGCCAAGUGCGCUGCCUUCCUGGCUGACGCACUGGUGGGCGUGCGCAAAUCGGUCAACAACAAGGCCUUCCAACCUCCAGUCUACUCUUGGCAAGAAUACACCUCGGGUGCAUUUGAUCCCGCCGUCCAGGCCGCAAAUUUGAAAGCAACGGCCCCAAUUCGUGCUCAAGCUUCAUUGUAAAAGACGCAAGCGGGGUUUGCGGUUUGUGUUUGCCCCAUUCAUCAUUACCAUUAGCAAUGACCUGUCCUUUGUUUGUUUGUUGUUGUUGUUGUUGUUGUUCGUGUCUAUGCGUUUUGUCCCUGUAGUGUUCUUUUAAGGCUGUGCUUUUUGCUGUUUUUUACUAUUAAAGCCGCUUAUAUGCAA